AUGCACGCCAUUCUCUUCCUCGGCGCCAUUCUCGUCCUCGCGUGGGACGAACGCCUCACCGAGCAGCUGCUUGGUGAGCAGAACCGACGCGCUGCAGAGGCUGCCGCCGCCGCAGAUGAGCUGAACUGGACGGAGGUCGGCGUGGGAGUCGGAGCCGACGGGAGUCCAUAUCUGCAGCAGAUCUCGCGCGGCCAAGCGUCCAGGCACAUCCGCGCCGGCCUCCUCUUGGUCGCGACCGACGAGGUGCGCGGAGAGAUCUUUGAGAAGUCUGUGGUUCUGGUUGUGCGACACGACGAGAACGGCACGCUCGGCCUGGUCCUCAAUAAGCCGGCGCCGCUGCCGCGCGGUUUCUCCUCUCGCGAGGAAGCACCUCGAGCGCUGCUCGAGUCCGCGUUCGGCGUGAGGCCUCGCAACCCUCACAGCACAAGGCGCCUCGGCGGCGGGCUCUACUUGCACAGCGGCAUGCCCGCGGAGGGCUCGCACGAGGCGUGCCGCCAGUGCCGCGACCCGCCAGCUCCACGGCCCUUUUGUGCCCUCUCUCGCACUUGGCGCCUCUCUCGUACUGCAGGCCUGCUAUAA
Emiliania huxleyi CCMP1516 is the source of this 579-nucleotide messenger RNA. RefSeq lists its product as hypothetical. The record is from RefSeq and is a predicted model, not a curated record. The transcript is spliced from 3 exons. Lineage: Eukaryota; Haptophyta; Isochrysidales; Noelaerhabdaceae. The coding region runs from base 1 to 579 and encodes 192 amino acids. Gene Ontology annotation, cellular component: cytosol.